AUGGAGCUCCACAGCCAUUUGAAAACGGCUACAGCGGCCGAUUCUUCUCUGGACGCCGAUGAUUCAGCCUACUCCAGAGACGAGAGAGACCUUUUGAGGCUGGGGAAGAGAUCGGUGUUGAAGCGCAAUUUUGGCUUCAUGUCGAUUUUGGGUUUCUCGUGCACAGUUCUGAUUACUUGGGAGGGAAUACUUAUAGUAUCUACUCAAAGCCUUGUCAAUGGUGGGCCUGCGGGUGUCAUUUGGGGAUACUUGAUCGUUUGGGUCGGCACUCUGUCGACUUUCACGGUAUUAUCGGAGAUGGCCUCAAUGGCACCGACUGCAGUGGGGCAAUAUCAUUGGGUGGCGAUGCUGGCACCCAGAGCUUCGAGGCGGUUUUUGAGCUACCUUACCGGCUGGAUGACCAUUGCUGGCUGGCAAGCAGUAACCGCUUCUGCUGCUUACCUCAUUGGCAGCCUUUUGCAAAGUGUUAUCAUUUUGUUGAAGUCAGAUUACGCCCCUCAACCAUGGCAAACCAUGCUCUUCUUCUGGGCAAUACUAGGCUUCGCUGUUUUCAUCAACACAGUCGCGAGUAAAACUCUGGCGCACUUUGAGCGCCUCAUUCUAAUACUGCAUAUCCUGGGGUUCUUUGCUAUUCUUAUUCCGCUUGUUUGCCUCGCCCCCCAUGGCGAUGCUUCCCUCUUUACUAUCUUCGUCAAUGAAGGCGAGUGGCCUACUCAAGGCUUGUCAUUCAUGGUAGGCCUUCCGGCCUCGGUAUUCUCGCUCAUUGGUGCUGAUUCGGCUGUCCAUAUGGCCGAAGAGAUCAAGGGCGCAUCCACCAUCGUACCUCGAGCUAUUGUCAUCAGCAUCGUCCUCAACGGCAUCCUAGAAUUCUCCAUGUUAAUCGCAUACCUGUUCUGCCUUGGCGAUGUAGGAGCUGCGCUAGAAUCGGAAGAAGCACUGGGUUAUCCAUUCCUGUUCGUUUUCCAAACCGGCGUAGGCUCAUCAGGGGGAGCCGCCGUUAUGGGCCUGAUUGUUGUGGUCCUCGGCACAUGCAGCACCAUUCCCGGCGACUGCGCCGGCCCGAAGAACGCGUACUUGGACUCCAUUACCUCAAACGGCGAAACAAUCGAGUGCCUGACCGCCGGGCCAGGGCCCCUUCGGGCAUCCUGUUUUCCCAACGUGACGUUUCCGUCACGCUCGAGUUUCUACUCGCCGGGCGUAUGUCCCUCGGGCUACUCGUAUGCGUGCUCAGAUAAGAACACGUACUCGUUCGGGAGCGUGACGGAGACGACGGUGACAUGCUGUCCAACCUUUUCCUCCUUCGCCUGCAACACCGAGACGGAAGCGAGCCCCUGGGGCGCGAUACCGCGGGCUGGCUGCAUCGCGCAGCUCAAAAACAUCAUCGUGUCGGAGGCCCAAACGAGCAUCAUCCCGGCCUCCCAGCUCUCAGAUCCGUCUGUGUCGGUCGACUCGGACGGCAACGCCAUCCUGUCCUCGCCCAUCGUCAACGCCUACGGCAUCCAGGUGCGCUGGCAGCCCUCGGACGAGGCCGUGCUGUUCGGUAGCGGUAACGCCCCGACGACCUCGUCCUCCACGGCGUUCCCGUCGCAGACCGACUCGGCACCGGAGUCCUCUACGGCGGCCGGCGGGCUGAGCACGGGUGCUAUAGCUGGGAUUGCAGUCGGCGCGGUUCUCGGCGCUGCGAUACUCAUCGGGGUGGUGGCGUGGAUGCUGAUAUCGAAGAGGCGGAAAAGGAGGCAGGAGCGGAACCAGGAUUAUCUGGACCAUGCCGGCCCCAAGGGGUCAGAAGGCCAGGCUUGUUAUGCGUCGUCGGUAAGGCAGGAUCCGUCCGCCCGGCAUGAACUUGAGGUGCCGAAUCCCCAGGGCGUGAUUCCCAAAAGUGAACUCCCUGCGGACCAUCUGCACAUGCCCUCUCCGAAUGCAAACAUGCACAGUGAAUUGCCUGCGGUGAGGCCUCCAGCGGAGCUCCAAGGGUAG
Messenger RNA from Anthostomella pinea, 1977 nucleotides. NCBI's taxonomy places the organism in Eukaryota, Fungi, Ascomycota, Sordariomycetes, Xylariales, Xylariaceae. The record is from the annotation of a GenBank genome assembly.